AUGGCUGUUCUUGAUCUGGAAAAAGAAGUUGUUGACACAUCCCCAACAAACAAAUUCAACACGAAGUACAUCCCUCAAGAGGUCUUAGGCACUGGUGCGAGCAGUACAGUUCGUCGGUGCAUAUCAAAAGAUACAAAGGAGGAAUUCGCCGUCAAAAUUUUAGAUCUGAACAGCGGUGUGGAAACCAUUGAAGUUUUGCGUGCAGAGUGUAUGCGUGAAGUUUCCAUCCUGCGCAAGGUUGCUGGUCAUCCCAAUAUAAUAAAGCUGCAAGAUGUUUUCGAAGAGGACGCGUACGUGUUCCUGGUUUUCGAACUCUGCAAGGGUGGGGAGCUUUUUGAUUACCUCACAAAAAUGAUCACCCUUUCAGAGAAGCGAACCCGUAUGAUUAUGCGACAAAUGCUAGAUGCUGUUAAUUUCAUACACUCAAAAGGAGUUGUCCAUCGUGAUCUUAAGCCUGAAAAUAUUUUAAUGGACUCAGAAAUGAACAUUAAAAUAUCUGAUUUCGGCCUAGCUGUUUACGCUACUGACGUUGACGAACUGCAAGAAACUCGAGGUACACCUGGUUAUCUUGCUCCCGAGGUUCUCCGUUGUGGGUAUUACGAUGGUCAAGCUCCCUAUGGGCAGCCUGUUGAUGUGUGGGCCUGUGGCGUUAUCAUGUACACGCUUCUUGUUGGAUUUCCACCGUUUUGGAAUCGAAAAGAGUAUCUUAUGCUACGACAGAUUAUGCAGGGCAAGUAUUCUUUUCGCAGUCCCGAGUGGGAUGAAAUCAGUGACACAGCCAAGGAUCUUGUAUGUUUUUGUCAUUCAUUGUGUUCCUCAUUACCACAAGCUAGUUUUUGCAACUGCUAUCUAGGUGCACUUGUUUUUAUGCAUGCGUUUGGUUUCUUUCUACAUAAGUCAAUCGGGACAUGA
Molecule: messenger RNA, 912 nt
Organism: Hydatigera taeniaeformis
Lineage: Eukaryota; Metazoa; Platyhelminthes; Cestoda; Cyclophyllidea; Taeniidae
Source: the annotation of a GenBank genome assembly